UCGGUUGCUCCGCGAGGAGAGGCGGGUAAAAUGUAAACACAGAUUCAUCAUGGAGGAGACUUUGAGUCCCGGUUUGUAAUUAAACUUUAGAAAACUUUCCGUGAUUAAAAGAAACUUUUACUUUCUUAUUUGUGACCCCACCAACUCCUAGCCCUCUUCGCUAAAUAAAUGUAAGUCAGCGGUUUAAUUCAAUACGAACUUUACGGAGCUAGCUGUUAGUAUUAGCCAUCUCCAGGCAGCAAAGCUCCCCGCGCCGCCGCCGAUGCAGCUCCUGAAACGCCAUGAUGGAGGACUACGACGUGUUCGUGCAGCGCGCCUUGUCCCGGCUGAUGAGGAGCAGGCGGGACCCGGAGGAAGCCCGGAGCGCCGCGGCUCCGUCCUCCGUCAUCCGCUUCCACGGUCUAGCCAUCCUGCCCCCGCUGUUGUCUGAAGAGCAGAGGCAGCAGAUGCAGGCGCGCAGAGAGGAAGCUCGCGGAGCUGCAGCCCGCAUGGAGCUGAAGAAGGAGCGUCCCAGGAUGAGCUACGUCCAGACGCUCUUACGCAGCGUCCAGCAGCUGAGGAAGACUCCAACGCUGGAAGAGCUACUUCAGGAGUCUGACGUUCCGACCAAAUGCUCUCCUCCUCCUUUUCCUCCCCCUCGGAGAAGCUCCUCAGAGUCCCACAGUGAGGCUUCUGUUAGGACCGAGCGUGGUCUUUCCCCAGCAUCUGCAGAGAAGUUAGAAAGCAGUUCUCCUUCUCCACUCUCUCCCAUCAGUGCCUCUCUCACUCCCGAAAAGCAAAUCUGCUGUGAAGGGGGCAUCAGUGGCCGAGUGGAAAGCCCCAACCCGCCAGAGCUGCAGUCCUGCUGUGGCGGACAGUUGUCUUCUUCAGGUUACUUGAGCCACAAGAGCGUAGAAAUGUCUGUGUCCAGCGUGAUGGACCAACAAAUCUGCACCUUCAACUCUUCUGGAGAAGCUUGUGGCGUUGGAGGCGGGUUCCUUCACAGCACCUCAAAUACAAUAGCGGCUCGUCCAGAUAUUAUUAGCCACCCUCCUGUGGAUGGCGAGGAACUAGAGAGGAGCGGACUGGAGUGUUCCGUUUGUGGAGCCGCCUCUCUCUACGAUCAUCUGCCAUCGGAGGAGUCUGGAAGUGUGGAGCAAACGGAUGAUGGUUCCUUCCCUGCGGUGCUUCAGUCUACGGAUGGAGACGUAGAUGAGGGGCCAGUCGCUGCUGGAGGAAACCCGGCCGAAACUGAACCAGGAGACAACCUGCUCCACUCGGAAAGGCUGUGUGAGGAGAAGCCUCAUCCCCGGAGCCUCAAGGCCUUGCUGAAGAAAUCUCAGGAGUACCGGCGGCAACAGCGGAUGCUGAGGAACCAGUCCAGAAACGCCAACAUCCAGCAGCUGCUGAGAACGCUAGCAGAGGAACAGAGCCUCUCCGAUAAGGAGAACGAUGAGCAUCUCUGUAGGAACAACAGGGCUGCAGACGGAAACAGAACCAAAGAGCGGGGAGGGGCCCCAUCAGUGGGAACGUCACAGAAACCCAGGGAGAACUAUGAGAUAAUUGGGAGUGAAAUCGCUGGGAACAACACCAGCACGGACACCCAGAGCUCUCCUGUAACAGGAAGUGGAGACACCUCAGAGCUUCAUCUGGUUUCAAAAACAAUCCUGAGAAAUAAGCUGAACACUUUUCAGGAGUUGAUCAUCCCAGCUGACACCUCCCCACCUCAGGACUGCCUUCCCGGGGGCGCAGCCUUCUCUAAAGGAGCAGCUAAGUUCUGCAGUGUCCCAGCGCCCAGCUUCUGCUGCAGUCCCAGUCGAUUCAAAGACGGCUGCGUCAAACAUCUGCAACCCGCUGAAGGAGCCGAGACCUCCGAGGAGAAGCGAGGAGUUCAAGUUACCACGACUUCUGCAGGUGAGGAAGAGGAGGUGGAGGAGGAGGUGAGCGGCGUGUCAGCCCAAAGUUCACGGCACCUGGAGCACCUGGAGGUCAGCCUGACCGGCCUGAAGAGCCUGAUCUCAUGUCUGGAGUCUGCAGUGAAGGAAAGUCCGGAACAAACUGAGAGCAGCUGGAGGAAACGAACGGGUCAGAACCACUGCUCGGACUGCAGGCAGGGGGGCGAUGAAGAGAAGGGGUGCGGUGAGGGGUCAGGACGACCCACUGCUAUGAGCAUCAGCGAUGUGGAGGGCGCUGUGCUCACAGUCCAGGAGGCAGGAGGCCCCAUCAGGCAGGCCUCAGUGGGGGGCAGUUACACCCAACGCAGAGACGGCCGGCAGCAGCCGCCCCCUCCCAAAUGCGUCUUAUCAGCAGCACCGCAGACACGGAUCCCCUGUUUAUUCCGAAACCCCCUGCAUGGGAACGCAGCUCCAGGGGGGGUCUCUGUGCUUUCAGGGACAAGUUGCCGUCCGGCUGCAGGAGGAGGGCGCCCCCCCACAAAAUCCCCGCCUCUCAAUCAUUCGUUUGACGUGGAAAAACCAUCCGGACUCUGGCUCCUGGAAGGAUCCGGAACCCCCCGGGAUCCACAGUGUGGUGUCGGUCAGGGGGCACAUCUGACCCCAGAGAGCGGGGGCGAGGAGCAGGCGGGGACGUCUAGGGUCAAACGGCGACUGGUGAUGCAUGAGACGGAGCAGACUCCAGAGAGGAGGACGGGGUGGGCGGGGCCUGUUGUUAGGCCCACCUCCAGCACCCCCACAGCUUCGGCCGGCUGGUUUGAGGACAGGGACGCCGACCAGCAGGAGCAGCUGAAGGAGGUCCACGCCGCCCGGCUCAGAGCCCUGCAGGAGGUGCACCGGCAGCAGCAGGAGCGACUCCUGCAGGCUUUGGCGGCGCGUUUCCAUCACCUCCAGAGCGUCUCCCUCCCUCGCUCCGUUUCAGGCUCCUGUCUCGGGGACACGCUGACCUUCUCCGUCCCUCAGCACCUGCGCCCCCUGCUGGCAGCGGCUGUGAAGGGUUUUCUGACGCGCAGACUGCUGAGGACUGAGCGCGUGGCGCAGCUGCUGCGCACCAUCAGGGACACGCAGCAGUUCCUGCAGAGCUUCCAGCAGCAGAGUGUGGCCAGAGGAGCCGUCUGCAGCAGGCAGGACGUCGUACUGCAGGAGAGAGUCGCCCUGCAGCUCCGCGCCGCUCGUUACGAGCUGUACGACGUUUUCUUCAGCCUGUCAGCCAGAGAGAGGAUGCAGAUGAUCGGCUGGGACAGAGAGCUGGCAAAGGAGAGGGAAGUCAGACGGCAGACAGGAAGUUGUCCAGGACAGACGAUACUGUCAGCUGCAACACAGAAGUCACUGGAGAGGAAGAGAGAAGCCAUGAUUCAGAGAAAAGUUGCUGAAAGGACCGGGGGAUUUAGGACCAGGACCGGACCGAAGCUCUUUGACGACAAACCGCAACCAAGGAAACAAGGACAGACUAGAGCGCGUCUGCAGAGAGCCACAAAGAGCGCCGGCUCCUCCAAACCGUGACUCCUUCACUAUGAGGCCCAGCUAAGCUGCAGCGUCUCAGGGUAAUCUAGAGUCAAUGCAGAAACUCGGCUGGUCGUGCAUUUACCCGCCAAAAUGCUCACGCUGAAAAUGUUUUGUGUUUCUUUUUUUUGUUCGGGCCGUUGGGCAUCUCCAGCUGCCCCUCCCAUUGCGUUCAUGGUUAAACAGACUGUCUUCAAAAAUAUUCUCAAAAGGAUGUGUGUCUGUCAUAUUUAAAGUAGACUGUUUGAAAUGUUCUUCUCAGCCUUAAACUUUAUUCUCAGCUGAAAAAGCCUUUUCAGUUUUCAUUUCUGGUCUUUUAUGUUAUUUAUUAAUAAAGUUUUUUACUCUGA
Messenger RNA from Oryzias latipes (Japanese medaka), 3784 nucleotides. RefSeq lists its product as uncharacterized. Gene Ontology annotation, biological process: centriole replication; centrosome duplication; ciliary basal body organization. NCBI's taxonomy places the organism in Eukaryota, Metazoa, Chordata, Actinopteri, Beloniformes, Adrianichthyidae. Gene Ontology annotation, cellular component: centriole. The record is from RefSeq and is a predicted model, not a curated record.